Xenopus tropicalis (tropical clawed frog) is the source of this 2199-nucleotide messenger RNA. It is a transcript of the gene dipk2a, whose product is annotated as divergent protein kinase domain 2A. The record is from RefSeq and is marked provisional. Gene Ontology annotation, cellular component: Golgi apparatus; COPI-coated vesicle; extracellular region. NCBI's taxonomy places the organism in Eukaryota, Metazoa, Chordata, Amphibia, Anura, Pipidae.
CACGCCCCCCUCCCCCAGGCAGUUGGCAGAGGCUCUCCGAGCCGCCUCUUUCUCAGUAAGUUGAGAGCCAGCCGAGCUGGGGGAAGUGGAGAGCCGCACAGAUCGGGGGGAAACGAGCAGCAGCCGCGCUACCGAACUGGGCCAGAGCUGGCCUCUCACAGCGCCGCUCCCCUGCCAGAGCAGGGCGGCUGAGGGGAGCAGCCGGGGCGGGGGCGCAGUGAGCGUGGGACCAUGCUGCGCCUCGCCUCGCUGAAGUUCGGCCGAUUGUUCCGCUAUGCCAAGGUGCUGUUCGCGGCCAGCCUGCUGGUGGUGAUGCUUCUGAACACGCACUCCCUGCUCUCCUCCUUCCAGCGCAACGAGCUGACGGACCGCCGCUUCCUCAGCCUCAAUAAGUGCCCGGCGUGUUUUGGAACCAGUUGGUGCCGGAAGUUUAUGAACGGGCAGCUGAGCUUCGAAGGCUGGGGGCGGCUGCGGCUGCUGGACUUCUUUAAUGUCAAGAACGUCCACUUCGCUCAGUACGGGGAGCCCCGGGAGGGCAGCCGGCGUGUGGUGCUCAAGCGCCUCGGUUCCAACCACGAACUGUCCGAGCUGGACCAGCGCAUCUGCAAGAAAGCCACCGGGCGGCCCCGCUGCGAUCUGGUCCAGGCCAUGUACAAGACAGACUUCGCUCGGCUCAAUGGGGACGUGCGGCUGCUGACCCCCGAUGUAGUGGAGGGCUGGUCCGACCUGGUGCAUUGCCCCUCGCAGCGGCUCCUGGACAGGCUGGUCCGGCGCUACGCGGAGACCAAGGACUCGGGCAGCUUCCUGCUUAGGAACCUCAAGGACACGGAACGCAUGCAGCUGCUCCUCACCCUGGCCUUCAACCCGGAGCCGCUGGUCCUGCAGAGCUUCCCAUCUGAUGAAGGAUGGCCUUUUGCAAAAUACCUUGGAGCCUGUGGCAGAAUGGUGGCUGUCAAUUAUGUUGGAGAAGAACUCUGGAGUUACUUUAAUGCUCCAUGGGAGAAACGAGUAGACUUAGCAUGGCAGCUAAUGGAAAUUGCGGAACAGCUUACGAACAAUGACUUUGAUUUUGCACUUUAUCUCCUGGAUGUCAGCUUCGAUAACUUUGCAGUUGGACCGCGGGAUGGGAAAGUUAUCAUUGUUGAUGCUGAGAAUGUGUUAGUAGCUGACAAAAAACUAAUAAAGCAAAAUAAACCUGAAAACUGGGAUGUGUGGUACGAAAGCAAGUUUGAUGACUGUGACAAGGAAGCUUGCCUAUCUUUUUCAAAAGAGAUUCUUUGCUCUCGGGCUACUGUGGACCAUAAUUAUUAUGCUAUUUGCCAGAACCUCCUUUCCAGACAUGCCACCUGGCGUGGCACCUCCGGAGGACUACUUCAUGAUCCUCCAGCAGAAAUCGCCAAAGAUGGCCGCCUUGAGGCCUUGCUGGAUGAAUGUGCUAACCCAAAGAAAAGAUACGGCAGAUUUAAAUCUGCAAAAGAACUGCGUGAAUACCUUGCACAAUUAAGUAAUAAUGCGAGGUAGUCUAUACUGUAGUUUUGGUUUUUUUUUUAAUUAUCCGUAUAAUGAAAGGUUUCAAUUAGCUGGAGCACGUACAGUUUUAUUAUACUGCUGUAUAUACAGAAGUUAAGGAAAUUUGAUGUUUUUGUGAAUGCUGUGGGAGUGAGCCUAAUGGCAAGCCAGUGUGCCAUGCAGUCACUUUCAUAUGAUGUACGUGAACCUAUCUAAUUAAACUCACUAAAACUACUAUCGAUUUUUCUCACUGAUUACCUGUAAGGUGGGUCAGAUGAGGGUCUCCAGGUAGCUGGGGAUAAUAGCCUUUCAUAGUUUAAUUGAUUAUUCAUGUGUCAAAACGUUAUUGACUUGACAUUACAUUAGUAUCACAAUUUUUGUGAAGCUGAUGCCUUUACUUGGAAAGUUCAAGUUAAGACUUCUGGCCUGUUUUAAAGGCUCUUUCUUUGUCAUUUCAUAUUUGUACCUUUAAACACCCUGUUUCUCGAUAAAGAAAAACUUGAGGGUAUAAAUAUUUUUGUUGCAUCUUAUUUCCAAUUAGUAGAUUUCUUGGAAUGGUCUACAGUAAAUAUUUGCUUAAAGGGCAGGGUUCCCGUAUUUUUUCUAUAUUUUUGUCUGCAGUUUUGGGUUUUGAUCUUGCUCUGUAUAUAAUGUUGACCAUGCAUUAAAGUUCACUUCUUCUUUUUGGUA